Molecule: messenger RNA, 828 nt
Organism: Mercenaria mercenaria
Lineage: Eukaryota; Metazoa; Mollusca; Bivalvia; Venerida; Veneridae
Product: contactin-3-like
Exons: 6
Coding region: 1-828 (275 amino acids)
Molecular function (GO): protein binding
Source: RefSeq, a predicted model, not a curated record
AUGCGAACGGUUGAUCCGACCAGUUUGGCAUGUACAGCAAUCAACUCAACAACUUUACAGGUAACAUGGACCCAGGCUUCUAGUGGAACAGUUGCCGGGUACCAUCUCGAUAUAGAAAGGGUAGAUGGUCUAAAAGUAGAAUUCGGAUUGCCGAUACAAAAUUGUAUCAUAUUUCAUUUUCAAUUUCAGUCUAUAGUCUUGAACGACAUCACUUACGAGACAUAUACAUAUUACGGUCUUGGGAAGUUCGCAACAUACAAUGUUACUGUGCAUUCUUAUUACAAUUCCGGUGCACAUGGAACCGACUAUGUCCUCUCUUGUCAAACAAGUUCAGACAUACCAGACGCCUCAAACUUCAAUUUCUCGUGCAAAGGUAUUUCUACUUCCGAGAUCGAAUGCGACUGGAACGCCUUGGAUACAGUCUACUGGAACGGAAAUCCAAUAGCAUAUCAGCUGAGAUACCUCAGAUAUACAAAUGACUAUUACACCGACGUUAACCUGUCAACGUCCACCCUGACGUAUAUCAUCAGCGGUCUUUACUUCGACACGUGGUACGUCAUACAGCUUCAGACGGUGAAUGACGCCGGAUAUAGUCCUUUCACGUCAAGUCCCGCUAAAACACUUGAGAACAAAACACGUUAUUUUUGUUACGAGACUAUCCCCGGUACAUUAGAAUGGAGCUGGGAGGAGAUGCCAUGCACGGUGUAUGUGGGAAUCAUUCUCGUGUUUAUGUUCCUGACUUUACUCUUCAUGUUGAUCUGUUGCUGCAUGUGCUGUUGCAAAGGAAAGAACGAAACCAAAAAUAACGUAUCUGUAAACGUAUUGUAA